UGGCUUUUACCGAGUGUCUUUUGAGAGACUGGUCAAUUCAUUAGAGAAAAUCUUUUUUUUUAUACUUCUCGUUCCAACGCAACUACCAUACAUCAUGCCCAAAACUACCGUCAAGGAGAAGAAGCGCCGGGAGGAGAAGCAGGUUCUGGAGAAGGAUGAAACAGAGAAGCAGCUCGAGAGCCUCUUGUUUGGUGACGAUGAAGGGUUCCAGAGCGCAUUGAAGACUCAGGAUCUCAGUCACCUUGCUCUUACAACUAUUCCUGAUGACAGUGCAGACGAGGAAGCGGGUGGUGAAGCGAACGAUGUUUACGAUCAAAACUUGGAAGAUGUUGCUGAUGCUGAUCUCUUUUUUCUUGACUCCGGAGCUGGCCCCGUUUCUACAGAACUCGACGAAUCUCCUGCUACACCUGGCGAAAUCGAGCCUGAAGGCGAUGAGCAAUUAGACGAGCUUCCGGCGGUGUGGCAUGAUAGCGAUGACGAGCGACUGACCAUAUCCCUGGCGAGCAAGGAUCGACUGCGAAAGUUGCGUGUUGCGGAAUCAGAGGAUGUCAUUGGCGGAAAGGAAUAUAUUCGUCGGCUGCGCAGGCAGUACCUUGAGCUACAUCCUACGCCUGACUGGGCGAACCCGAGGGCGAACCAGGAGAAGGAUGACGAAGAUGAUGACUCUGAUCGCGCGGAGGAGAUGGAUACAGAUGACGAGGAUCGAACGUCCACGCAGCCGCUCGCGAAGCUUCUCCAAAACAUCGACUUUACCAAGAUUGAAACUGCGGGACCAACAGGCGGUAGACCCAAGUUGCGUAAGGAAGUCAUUAGCAUUCAGAGGUUGAAGGAUGUUGGGAAGGACCAGCCGUCCGCCGUGAGCUCCCUUUCGUUCCACCCGCACUACCCAUUGAUUCUCUCCUCCGGACCAGCCUCUACGCUGUUCAUCCACCAUGUUGCUCCGGACGCACCGGCCCCUAACCCCCUCCUUACAUCGCUCCAUAUUCGCGAAACCCCCAUCACCACCUCCGCGUUUGCCCCGCCGGCUGGUACCCAGAUCUACGCCUCGGGCCGCCGACGAUACUUCCACAUCUGGGACCUCAACAGUGGCAAGAUCGACAAGAUCAACGGCUCCGCGGACCGCAAAGAGGAGCAAAAAUCCAUGGAGCACUUCCAGCUCUCGCCCUGUGGCCGGUACAUUGGCCUGGUGGGCUCGACCAAAAAGGGCGGCGGUGUGAUCAACAUCCAUAAUUCCGGCACGGCGCAGUGGAUCGCGCAGGUGCGCAUCGACGGCCGCGGCGGUGUUGCCGACUUUGCGUGGUGGAGAAACGGCGAGGGAAUGACGGUGGUCAACCUCAACGGCGAAGUCUCCGAAUGGGACGGCCAGCUGAACCGUAUUGUCGCGCGCUGGAAGGACGCCGGUGGGAUGGGCACGACUGUGCUCCGGCUCGGCGGUGACUCGGGACGCGCCGAGCUCGGCGGCGACCGCUGGGUUGUGAUCGGAAGUAAGAGCGGUAUUGUCAAUGUAUACGACCGCGGCGAGUGGGCGGCUGCCUGUGCCACAGCGCCGGAUGCUGCGUCUGCGAUCCCGCGCAACCCGGCGCCGGUGCGGGCGCUGGACCAGCUCGUGACCUCGAUCAGCCAGGUGGAGAUUGCUCCGGAUGGACAAUUCAUGGUGAUGGCGAGUGAAGCGAAGAAGGAUGCUCUGCGAAUUGUUCACCUUCCAACCUGUACAGUCUACCGCAACUGGCCCACGCAGAACACGCCUCUGGGACGAGUUACGUCUGUCGCCAUCUCGCCGAACUCGGAGUAUCUGGCUGCGGGCAAUGAUCGGGGACGGAUCCGUCUCUGGCAGAUUCAAGGAUAGAGAGCAGGUAACGCUUCUAGAUUCAAAAAGUUUAAUGUUAUCUUGAAUAUGUACGGAGUACUGGAAAUAUAAAGAAGAAGUCUUUUU
Aspergillus ochraceoroseus IBT 24754 is the source of this 1933-nucleotide messenger RNA. RefSeq names its product WD40 repeat domain-containing protein. Gene Ontology annotation, molecular function: protein binding. Gene Ontology annotation, biological process: rRNA processing. Gene Ontology annotation, cellular component: Pwp2p-containing subcomplex of 90S preribosome; small-subunit processome. The transcript has 4 exons. NCBI's taxonomy places the organism in Eukaryota, Fungi, Ascomycota, Eurotiomycetes, Eurotiales, Aspergillaceae. The record is from RefSeq and is a predicted model, not a curated record. Bases 95 to 1846 code for a protein of 583 amino acids.